Molecule: messenger RNA, 444 nt
Organism: Penicillium olsonii
Lineage: Eukaryota; Fungi; Ascomycota; Eurotiomycetes; Eurotiales; Aspergillaceae
Source: the annotation of a GenBank genome assembly
AUGUCGGAAAAAUACCCCAUCGGAACGCGCUCGGAAAGCGAGGAGCUUGUUCGACAAUGGGGAUUCCAACACAUCUUCACUUGGACUGAUGGAGGGUAUGUAAACUCCAUGGACUUGCUACAGUCGCAAACAAAACAUCAGCAUGAUCUAUACCCGAUUUCUCGCAAUCGUAUCACUGGCUUGAGCCUUGCUUGGGCACCUAGAUCUAGACUGACACCUGGUAGCAAUGCUCAUUAUUCCCCGCAUACCCAUUCCGGUCUCACGACACACCUGAUCCGCCGAGGCACUCUAACAAUCACCUACCCGGAAGAUAAUGCAGAAUUACACAAUGGGCAAGUGAAGAAAGAGACGUUUGGUGUUGGAGAGAGGAUUGAUGUCCCAGCUGGAAAGGUUCAUGAGGUGUGGAUUGGGCGUGAAGGGUGUGAGUAUGUGAUUGGGGAAUAG